AUGAAGUUCAAUUUUUCUCUCAAGCUGCUCCUUGUAGCUAGCACUGCUUUAGCAGCACCAUCAAUCGAGGAAAGAACUACAGCUGUAUCACGCAACGAUAUCAUUGGACCUAAAAAUUCAUUCAAACCGUUACCGGAGACAUGCAAACGCCACAAGGUGUGCCAUGUCAGGUCUCACGGAGAUGGCAAAGACGAUUCUGAUAAUAUCCUGGAUGCGUUGAGAACAUGCAAUAAUGGCGGGCGAGUCAUCUUUGAUCAGGAGUAUACCAUUGGGAGGGCACUGGAUCUCCAGUUUUUAAAGCAUAUUGAUCUUGACAUAACCGGCACAAUGAAAUUCACCAACGAUACAAACUACUGGAUCAACAACGCCUUCCAAAUCACCUUCCAAAACUCAACCACAUUCUUCAAACUCGGCGGCCAAGACGUGAACAUCUACGGUGGCGGCACAAUCGACGGUAACGGACAAGUCUGGUACGAUCUAUUCACUCAAAAUGCUACGCUCCAAAGGCCGAUCUUGAUGGGUAUCAUCGGACUUGAAGGUGGGAGUAUUGGCCCGCUGAAGCUACGAUAUUCGCCGUCUUGGUAUCAUAUUGUGGCUAAUUCGUCGGGUGUUGUGUUUGAUGGUAUUGAUAUUUCGGGGUAUAGUUCGAGUGGGAAUGUGGCAAAGAAUACGGAUGGGUGGGAUACCUAUCGCUCGGAUAACAUUGUUAUUCAAAACUCCGUUAUCAACAAUGGUGAUGACUGCGUCGCAUUCAAACCAAACAGCACCAACAUCCUGGUCCAGAACCUUCAUUGCAACGGCUCACAUGGAAUCUCAGUUGGUUCCUUGGGACAAUACGCAGGUGAAACAGACAUUGUCGAGAAUGUUCUUGUCUACAACAUCUCCAUGUUCAACGCUUCUGAUGGAGCCCGCAUCAAAGUCUGGCCCGGAAUUGUCUCAGAACUAGAAGCCAGUCUCCAAGGAGGCGGUGGAUCAGGAAGCGUCAAGAACGUCGUUUACGACACCAUGUCUGUGCACAACGUCGACUGGGCAAUUGAACUAACUCAAUGCUACGGUCAGAGUAAUCAGGCUUUGUGUGACGAGUAUCCCAGCAAUUUGACCAUUUCCGAUAUCUGGUUCAAAAAUUUCAGUGGUGUGACAAGUACAAAGGAGAAGAAUAAGAUUGCGACGCUGGUUUGUUCGAGUCCGAAUGUGUGUUCCAAUAUCUUCGCGGAAGAUAUCAAUGUCGUCAGUCCGAGUGGAUAUAACCAAGCAGUAUGCACAAACGUCGAUGACUCAUUACUUCAAUUGAACUGCACUAAAUAA
Messenger RNA from Talaromyces stipitatus ATCC 10500, 1305 nucleotides. Its product is annotated as extracellular exo-polygalacturonase, putative. Gene Ontology annotation, biological process: carbohydrate metabolic process. Lineage: Eukaryota; Fungi; Ascomycota; Eurotiomycetes; Eurotiales; Trichocomaceae. Gene Ontology annotation, molecular function: polygalacturonase activity. The transcript is spliced from 7 exons. The record is from RefSeq and is a predicted model, not a curated record. Bases 1 to 1305 code for a protein of 434 amino acids.